GUCGGCCCAGUGCGCAGGCGCGGGAAAGUUAAACUUCCGAGGUAAAGUUUGGAGAAGUUGAGUGAAAGCGUGUGCUCCAGUGAGACUGGGGCAGAACCCCGAGCCAGGUACUUCCAUGGCCGGCUCUGAAGAGCUGGGUCUUCGAGAGGACACACUGAAGGUUUUGACUGCCUUCCUUAAGCGCGGUGAAGUUGCUGGGUCCCCUGUCCUAACUCCACCCAGGAGCCCUGUCCAAGAAGACACAACAGAUUUCCUGAGCCGCCUCCGAAGAUGCCUCCCUUGUCCCCUGGGGAGAGGAGCUCCUCCCAGGGAGUCCUCUAGGCCCUGCUUCCUUCCCCUCCGUCCCUGCUAUGGUUCAGAGCCUGGCCCAGCCACUUCAGACUUCUAUGCCCUGGUUGCCCAGCGUCUGGAACAGCUGGUACAGGAGCAACUGAAAUCUCCGCCUUGCUCAGAGUUCCAGGGACCCCCACCCACGGAGAAGGAAGCCCUGCUAAGGAGGCUGGUAGCCUUGCUGGAGGAGGAGGCAGAAGUCAUCAAUCAAAAGCUGGCAUCUGACCCGGCUCUGCAUCGUAAACUGGCCCGCCUGUCAGCAGGCUCUUUUGCGCGCCUUGUGGAACUCUUCUCUAGCCGGGAAGGAAGCUCCUCCCCAAACUGCUCCAGCCCCUCGAUGCCGUGCCCGGGGCCCCCACCACCAUCCCCAGAUCCACUGGCACGCCUGGCACUAGCCAUGGAGCUGAGCCGGCGUGUGGCUGGGCUUGGGGGUACCCUGGCCAACCUCAGUGUUGAGCAUGUACACAGCUUCUUGCCCUGGAUCCAGGCCCAUGGGGGCUGGGUAAGUCACACACACCCUGCCAGGUCUCAGUUUAACUACUGCAGUCUUCCAUUCCAUCCAUCUUGUGCUUGUUGAACACAUGCUGUAUGCCAGACACUGUGCUAUAAGAUCUGUGCCCAUCUGGCUGAACCAACAUUUGUAAGAAUAGCUCACCUGCUUCCCGUCUCAUCCUCCCCAUGGUUUUAGGGCGGCUGUGUAGUGGAAUGGGAUUCUUCAAGGACGCACAGGGUGCUUAUCUAGUGACUUCAGUCUCCAGCAGUCUUUGCCCCAUGGCUCUUCCUACAUACCCCUGCUUCCUAUGUUGAGUAUCAGCUCACUGAGGUCUUCACUGGCCACUGACUGUUAUUUUAUACACAUAUAAUAGAAAUAAAUCUGUUUGGCAUGAUGUCCUACUUUUAAUCCAAGGAGUCAGAGGCCAGCAGAUCUCUAUGGGGUCAAGGCCAGCCUAGUGUACAUCGGAAGUUCCAGACCAGCCAGGGUGGUGGUGUAAUAGGGGAAGAGAGGGAAGAGAAGAUGGUAUCUGGUAGUGCAAGUCAGACAUCUCAAGUACCAGAGAGGCUGAGGCAAGAACACCUACAUUUAAAGCCAUCCUUGGCUGCAGAGGUUCAAGGUCAGACUAGGCAACUUACUGAGAUCUUGUCUUAAAACACAAAUGAAAGGUUAGGAUACAGUUCAAUGGUAGAGUCCAGCACUUCAGAAGGAGAGAAAAAAAGUGUGUUCUAGAGACACAGCUAGGCUCAGAAGGGUCCUUGGUCACCCUGAGACGGGGGUUCUGAGAUAGUGGUAGUCUAUGCACAGCCCCAGCCUUCUAGAUAGACCAGGAAAGGCCUGGAGAUGGGUAUCAGUCCCAGCAGGAAGGACUCUGGAUUUCAUUAGUUGAUGAGGGUGCAGGUUCUACCAAGAAUGAAUGUGGGUACCAGGUCAAAGAUGCUGUUGUGAGCAUCUGUUGGGCUCCUCCUGCAUUCCUUGGAAUGGAGAGGUGAGGAGUGGUGGACGAGUUCAGAUUUCACUGGAGCAGAAUGGAAGGAGAGGGACAGGUAGAGCUCAGCAAAGAAGCCAGCAAUCCUGCUUCUCUUAACAUAGAUGGCAGGAAAGCCUGGGAAGCAGAUUGGGCAGGGCAUCGUGGAGCUAAGCACAGUCCUUAGAGCAGGGACUGGGGCCAGUACAGAACAGACCCAGAAUGACUUCAGUGUCCCACUCAAGGGGUCUUUGUUUCUCCAUCAGUCUUUCCCUCUCUCUGGGUAUCUCCGUAGCUCUGGUCUCAGCCUCCUGUCCCUGUCCUCCCGUCUCCACCAUCUUUUAUCACUGCAAUGGUGUCAGUGAAGUCUCUGUCAGCUCAGGGCUCUCUGUCCUCUACAGGCAGGCAUCCUGGCCACCUCACCUGUGGACCUGAACUUGCCCUUGGACUGAGUGUCUCCUCUGACCCGGCUGCAGGUGACUGAAGUGUGACAACACACAUACUUAAGGGCUGUAGGGUGGUGAUGCCGUUUUUUUUGUUUUUGUUUUUUGCCAGAAACACUGUUUAGAAAUGUCUCUGUAUUAAAAGUUUUGUUCUUUAACUA
Grammomys surdaster is the source of this 2394-nucleotide messenger RNA. RefSeq names its product BCL2 like 12 (gene Bcl2l12). Bases 116 to 907 code for a protein of 263 amino acids. Gene Ontology annotation, biological process: regulation of apoptotic process. The transcript has 6 exons. NCBI's taxonomy places the organism in Eukaryota, Metazoa, Chordata, Mammalia, Rodentia, Muridae. The record is from RefSeq and is a predicted model, not a curated record.